Molecule: messenger RNA, 348 nt
Organism: Eimeria maxima
Lineage: Eukaryota; Apicomplexa; Conoidasida; Eucoccidiorida; Eimeriidae
Exons: 2
Coding region: 1-348 (115 amino acids)
Source: RefSeq, a predicted model, not a curated record
AUGGAUGGAUACUGUGGUAGGCCGAGGCAAAACAUGUAUGACAUGGCAAACAUGUAUGACAUGGGAUUGACUGACUGGAUUGACAUUAAGGUCUACAAAUCCCUCGUCACUCCUACGAGAUUAACUGUUCUGACGAUAUGGAUGAGAUGGAUUGAGGUUGGGCGAGGCGCAACUUGCAUGGGUGACAUGGCGUUGGCUAUUGUUGUGUCUUGGGAUGAGGUGUCUCACUGUUGGGCAAUUCCCCUGCUUAAGGUCUUCAAAUCCCUCGUCAGCACUUCCGUUCAACUCAUGGAGUCACGAGAUGUGGACAUGGAUUGUGGUUGGGCGAGGCCCGAUAUGUCUGGGUGA